GAAAAUUGUUCCAUGAAUCUUGGUAUUUCUGAUUUUCAGAGUCAAUCAGCCGAUGAAGUUAAGGAUUGUCUUGCAACUGGAUCUGUAAACACAACUCCUGUUUCUAACAUGGACAACACUGUCUCACCCGUUGUUUUGGCUGACAUGGACACUCCUACUACAAUUGCUAAUAAAGAUGAUGUCAAGCGUAACUUAGUAGAAGUCUAUGAUGAGGAAGAGCAUUGCUUGAUGUCAGAAACAAAGGUGCAUAAAUCAAGUGAAAUGGAACAUGUCAACAGUGAUGAGAAGAAGAAGUUGCUGAUUCCAAAGCUCGAGAAAUAAUUUAUUAUGCAUUACUUUCGUGGUUUCGAACUGUUUUUUAUUAUUUUAUGUUAUAA
Helianthus annuus (common sunflower) is the source of this 377-nucleotide messenger RNA. RefSeq lists its product as uncharacterized. NCBI's taxonomy places the organism in Eukaryota, Viridiplantae, Streptophyta, Magnoliopsida, Asterales, Asteraceae. The record is from RefSeq and is a predicted model, not a curated record. The coding region runs from base 13 to 321 and encodes 102 amino acids. The transcript is spliced from 2 exons.